GUCCCCAACUGUACCUAGGUUCAUUUAUUAUAAAUUUCAUUUAUGCGAAUGUAAAUAAAAGUGACCUAAAUACACUAACGAUAUCUUCACGGGCAAAACAAACACGAUAUUUUGGCGAAUAACAAUCUGAACCUGGCGCAACUAUGAACGGAGUUGGUCGACGUGUUUUAGUUUCAUCAAUUCAAGCUGCAAAAUGCGGAGGAGUCAUCAGUUCAACAAAAGCAAUGUCAUCGUUUGUCGAUUCAUAUAAGUUUGAAACACUGGCAGUUUCUUCCCCAAAGACCAACGUUCUUCAUAUUGAAUUUAACAGGCCUGAGAAAAUGAACACAAUGACUGCAGGAAUGUGGAAAGAAAUGGUUGAAUGUUUUAACAAAGCUUCCAUGGAUGAAAAUGUGAGAUCCAUAGUUUUAUCAGGAAGAGGGAAGUUAUAUACAGCAGGACUUGAUUUGGUUGAAGCAGCAUCCAGUCUCGCACCUUCCGGCAACGAUGUAGCAAGAGAAGCGUUUCGGAUGUAUAAGUUUAUCGGGUUGGCUCAGGAAAGUUGCUCAGCCAUUGAAAAGUGCAUGAAACCUGUUAUAACAGCCGUACACAAUGGUUGCCUUGGUGGAGGUAUGGAUGUAAUAUCAGCAUGUGACAUCAGACUAUGUGAUAAAGAUGCUUACUUCUCCGUAAAGGAAGUGGAUGUUGGUCUCGCAGCCGAUAUGGGAUCCCUGCAGCGACUUCCAAAGAUCCUCGGAAACGAUUCCUUGAUCCGCGAUCUUUGUUUUACAGGAAGAAAAAUGAAAUCGGAUGAAGCUAAAAGUUGUGGACUGGUCAGCACAGUGUAUGAGGACAAGGAGAAAAUGAUGGAAGGAGCUUUUGAACUUGCUGAGUUGAUCGCCACCAAGAGCCCCGUGGCGAUACAGAGCAUUAAAGUUAGUUUGAAUUACGGGCGGAACCAUUCAGUGAACUCGGGGUUGGAACAUAUCAGAUCAUGGAACGCCGCAAUGUUACAAACAGAAGAUAUCAUGAAAUCUGCACAAGCGUUAAUGAUGAAGAAAACUCCAGCGGAUGUAAAAUACUCAAAGCUAUAAUAAUAUGAAUAAAGCAAUAAUAUGAAUAAAGCAAUAUACUCUGUGCAAUUAAAGUAUUAUUAAAUAUUUUAUGUACAAAGUUAAAAUUCAUGGAACAAUAAUAAAGUAAUAAUGUGCAUAGAA
Messenger RNA from Ciona intestinalis (vase tunicate), 1196 nucleotides. Lineage: Eukaryota; Metazoa; Chordata; Ascidiacea; Phlebobranchia; Cionidae. The record is from RefSeq and is a predicted model, not a curated record.